CUUUAAAAGCGUGAUUUUAUCCUAGGGAAUCUACCUGUGUUUUUGGUUCAUAAGCAAUAUUAUUUUACGUCAGUGCAGGGUGGAUGUCUGUUCAUUUUAAUAAUCCCGGAUACUUGCCGGUUAAUUACUGUCGCUUGUUUUCGCCGGUGUGCCCCGAGAGAUCAGUGUGUUUGUUUGUCGACAGAGCAACUUUCUCCAUGUGACGCGUCUGUCGGUGGAAAGAGAAAUCGAGGGAGACGCCGGCAGAAAUGAUCCGUGUAAACUGUUUUUCUAUUCUUUAAUCGUUUUGAUAUCUUGCUCCUGUUAACUUUGCUAAAAAUGAAGUUUCUAGAUAAAAGUUUGUGAAUGACAGUAGCGAAUAAUGUUUUUUUUAAGCGCUUAGUUAGUUGGCUGUGGUGAGAAGAUCAAAAAUGGAGUCAAGUUUCAACAGGUUUUUGAAUAAAAUGAAAGGUAAACUCAGAGUAACCGCUUCCGAGUGAGGCUUUCGACCUUUUUUUCUUUUCUUUUUUUUUUUUUUUUUUGGUGAUGGGCUCGGUGACUUCUGCUCUAACAAGAACAAGAAACGCGUUGGUGAAAGUGGGUUCAGAGCCGGAGAGUCAUGACCCGGAGAGGAGCCAGUCCGCACCUGAAUCGGACCGGGCCAGGAAGAAGAGCGCACGGUUCAACGUCUCGAGCCAAACCGGACGGCCGAGUUCCCGCCAGUCGCUGUCCGAGGUCCUGAGCAGGCAAGACUCCGACGGAGCCAAACAAACAUCGAAGAAAAAGACUCCUGAAGGUUCACCGAGCGUGGCAAAUGAAGAUGGUGAAAGCUCCGCCAGACCACUGGCCAAUUUUGCACGCUCAAAGUCCCAGAGUGCUUUGUGGAACGCCAUCACGGCAGGGAUGGGGAUCAAAGGCAAAGAGCAGAAGGCCCCCCUGAAUGACCCCCGAAGUCCUGAGGAGAUUCUGGCUGACGAUCUUCCUGCAACAGAUGAACCAGAUGCCACAGAGAAAACUGCAAUCAGAUUAAGAUGUCUGGUGAAACAACUGGAGAGAGGAGAGGCUUCCCUCUCUGACCUCAAGAAAAACCUUGAGUAUGCAGCUUCGGUGCUGGAAUCUGUUUACAUCGAGGAGACAAGGCGUUUGGUGGACACAGAGGAUGAGCUUAGCGACAUCCAGUCAGAGUCGGUACCCUCGGAGGUGCGGGACUGGCUGGCCUCCACCUUCACCCGCCAGAUGGGCUUGAUGCUGCGACGCAAUGAGGAGAAACCUCGCUUCCGCAGCAUCGUCCAUGCCGUCCAGGCUGGAAUAUUUGUUGAGAGGAUGUACCGACGUACCUCCAAUAUGGUGGGACUCAGCUACCCCCCUUCUGUCAUAUCUGUGCUUAAGAAUGUUGACAAGUGGUCGUUCGACGUGUUCGCUCUAAAUGAGGCCAGCGGAGAGCACGCACUUAAAUUCAUAUUCUACGAGUUGCUCACAAGAUACGACCUUAUUAGCCGUUUCAAGAUCCCGAUCUCCGCGGUGGUGUCGUUCGUUGAGGCUCUAGAAGUGGGAUACAGCAAACAUAAAAACCCCUACCACAACCUGAUGCAUGCUGCUGAUGUCACACAGACUGUACACUACUUGCUACUUAAGACCGGCAUGGUGCAUUGGUUGACUGAGCUGGAGAUCUUUGCCAUGAUCUUUGCAGCAGCGGUGCACGACUACGAGCACACAGGGACCACAAACAACUUCCACAUUCAGACAAGGUCAGACACAGCUAUCCUGUAUAAUGACCGCUCCGUGUUGGAGAGUCACCAUGUCAGCGCAGCCUACCGCCUACUGCAGGAUGACGAUGAAAUGAACAUCCUCUACAACCUCUCCAAGGAUGACUGGAGAGAGUUGCGGGCUCUGGUGGUGGAGAUGGUGCUGGCCACAGAUAUGUCCUGCCACUUCCAGCAGGUUAAGGCCAUGAAGAACUUCCUGCAACAGCCUGAGGGCAUUGACAAGCCCAAAGCCCUGUCCCUACUGCUGCACACAGCAGACAUCAGCCAUCCAGCCAAAAACUGGGACCUCCACCACCGCUGGACCACCUCUCUGCUGGAGGAGUUCUUCAGACAGGGGGACAAAGAAGCAGAGCUCGGGCUGCCGUUCUCUCCACUCUGUGACCGAAAAUCCACAUUGGUGGCACAGUCCCAGAUCGGGUUCAUAGACUUCAUUGUGGUGCCCACCUUCACUGUGCUGACAGACAUGAUGGAACGUAUCGUCACGCCGCUCAUCGACGAGGCCUCCCAUUCAGGUUUUGCAGGCUUUCGGCGCUCGAGCCUGAACAGUAUUAGCUCAGAGGAAGCCAAGAGGCACAGUGUGAAGAGCAUAGGCUCCGACAGCAGCUCAGGCCAGAGCUCUUUGCUGACGGUGGACAUGAAGAACUUUAAGGCGUUGUGGAAUGAGGAAGUUUAUCAGAACAGAGAGAGGUGGAAAGCUCAGGCUGAUAAAGAGGCGGAGGAGAGAGCUAAAAGAGAAGCGGAGGAGCAAGCCCAGCAGGAGGAGGCCAUGGAGCCCCAAGAGGUCCACACAGAAUCAGAACAACCUGAACCAAAUGAGGACAAAUUGGAGGGGAAGGCGCCAGAGUCAGUGGAGGUCAGCAGACCACCAGAUGGUAACACAGUGGAAACAGAGCAGGGAGCGCAGAAGAAUCCACCAAUGCAGAACGGAGAGCUGUCUGAAGGGGCUGAAUCUCCAGAGAGUGUAGAAGACAAGAACGCAGGAGCUGAUGCAGAGGUGGCGAUGGAAUAAUCAAGCUAUGGAGCAUCACAGCCACACUGUUUGCAUCUGUACUGCUGUGGAUCUGAACCUGCUUUUACCCACAUGGGAGGACUCGCCAGAGGGAACAGCAAUUAGUUGGACUGUGUCGCCCUCUACAGGACACCAAGAAACUGACACCUUCACUUUCUUUUUUUUUUUUAGUCUCUCAUAUGAUCAACUGUUUUCACUUUGCUUUUUACUUUCACCAUGUUUCUACUCCCAGGCUCUUGUGUGCAGAGCUUGCAGCUCUCUCUCUCUACCCAUGUGCAUUAAUCCUCCCUUCUUGCUUACUGAUAAAGAUGACAGAAGAAGAUUUAAUGACCUUAAGACAACAGUGAGGAUAAGGAGGAGCCUUUGAUAGACUGCUUUUGUGUGUUUCUUUUACAUGUCGCCAUUGUAAAAACCUCACUUUUUAACACUGCUUUAUUAUUCUCUGUCAACACAAGGUAUAGUCUGUUAAAAGUUUAUUUAGAGACACGAGGUUAUUUUGGUCCUUACAGAGUAACACAUGAGUACAGAUUUGUGGGAAAUGCAGAUUAGAUGCACAGUAAGAGGGACUAUUACAACUGCUGCAUAUAGUAGUAUGUACAGUAUAUGAGUAUGUGUACAGUACAUGGUGGUAACUGAGUACACUGGAGUUAAAUUCACAGGUCUGCAGCUCUACCAUUUUACUAGCAAGUACUCCUUAAACAAAUCCACUCUAUGUAGAAAAGUCUUCACAGAUCACGCUUCUGCUUUAGGAGCUCCUGUUGAGAGUCUCUUCUGCUUGCUGCGGUGACUACAAAAAACAUUUUUUACCACCACUUGUGGCUCAAUCUGUUCCCUUACUAUGUUUACUUUCUUGCUUUCCUCAGACAUUGUGUCCUUGCAGCCCGGUUUCAAUCAUUUGUUUGUGUGUUAUUGCCGUCUUUACUGUACAUAUUGAAAGUUUCUAUAUGUUUGGAUCUUAGGAGGAAUAGAAAUCCUGUGAUUCCACAAUCCACCGACAGAUAGUUUUGGAUAUAACGUGAAAAAAUGUCCAAAAAUUAGAAUGCAACUUUUGCAUUUCAAACAUAUCACGUACACUAAUGCAUUCAAGUUUUUGUAAUAUAUACAGUUCUUUUUUUGUUUACCUUUUUUUUUUUUGUAACAUUCUUAUUUGUUAUGCAAUGUCCGACAUGAGUCACGCACUAAAUGUGUCUAAUAUCCUCACAAUGUGUGUCACUCUAAAGUUGUCAUCAAAAAGUCUCUGUUGAACGUUUCUUCGUCAGACUUCUUCUCGAUGCCUUCUUAUGUGUAUUUAAGCUGUAGCACAGAGUCAAUAUUGUCGCUGAAUUAGAGAAAAAUCUUAUAUAUGUGUAGUAUUUCUUUUUUUUUUUGCAGAGCAGUUAUGUUACAGCAGCUUCACCUUCUCAGUUGUUGGUGUAAUGUUUAAUCAAUGUGUUUACAGUGUGCUCGUACACCUAUUAGCCAGUUGAAUCCAUCAUGCUUCUGUGAUGGCCGUGCAUCCGAGGCUAUGAGUCCAAACUGUAUCUGCUUCUUGGUUGUUUGCCAGGUUUUUAAGGCUUGUAAGACCCUUGUAAUGUUGCGUAUAUAAGAUGCAAAUAUUGCUUACUGUGCAUAUGUAACAUAUUGAACCUUUGCAACGCUGGUUCAGCUUUUACUAUAUAUGUGUAACUGGAAAAAAAAGAAGCAUUUUGGCAGUAUUUGCAUAAUGAUGGAUAUGUUUUCCCUAAAAUUGUGCACUUUUUUUUCUUUCAUUAGGUUCUAAAUUCUUUUGGUAUGAUAAUCCCGAAAUUCAUAGUGGCAAGAUGAAGUUCUUGGCAUAUUCUAUGUUUAUUUUACAGUAUACUGUACAUGUGUAUACUGCUACCUACACUAAUAUGUAUAGAAUACAUCGGGUUUAAAAGGGGUAAAUAAUUUAACAACUAAAAUUUAUAUAAAUAGGAAUUAUAGAACCUUGUGAAUUUUUUUUAGCCUCUUUGUUUUAAUACACACUCCCCAUUUUUAUAUUAUAAAAGGAACAUUAGUGACACGCUGGGAUAUAGCAGUUUAUCACGCAAUGUAACCAUGCUACUUUCUACCUAAAAAAUACAGUCAGUGGUUAGCAAGCCAGCUGGCUGAACGUGUGCCUCUAUAUGUACUUAUCAUUUCACAUCUUUCACCUGUAGGAAAAGAACUUUGUGAUGUCAUUUGAAUCUGUGCGAAUCCAGGCACAUUCAAAGAAACCAGUAAAUAUCUUCCUACAAUAUUACACACUAAAGAGUCUUGACUAAGACUUUUAUUUUAGACACUGUUGGAAACCUACAGCCUGUUUGUAAAGUCAGCUGUUCAAUGUUGCAGAAGUAUAGUAUUUAUAAUGGUAUAUUUUGCUCUUUUUCAUUUAGAAAAUCUAUUUUCUAGCUGUUUUUGUGCUGUAUAGUGUACGUUUUUUGUUUUAUUGUGCGAUCCUUUUUUGACUCAGAGGAUGGAUUGUCAAAAAAUACGUCUUCAACAUGUAAUGACAUUUUUCUUUUUUUGUCAUUUUGUCUCCCUUCUCUGGUUUUAUUUGUCCCGUGCGUCUGUUCAAUAUGUUUUUUUUGUUUAUUUUUUUCCACCAGCUCUGAAGUCAGAAAUAUUCAAGUGGCUCAAAACUCUGUGAAUUUACAGAGUGCACAUCUUAGCAAAUUAGAUUUAUAAGUAGAACAAACACAAAACCUGUUGUAUCCUCAAAAUAACCUGCCUGACACUUGGUAAAGCAGAAUAUAUUUUCUGUACCAAGGGACCAAUACAUGUACAGUCUUGUAGUUUGCUCUAUCUUUUCACUUGCUACUGUGAUAGCCUACUAUAUGAAUAUUUAACAGGAAUUUAUACCAACCAUAAUCAGAAACAUAGCUGUAUUUAUGACAUGUAAAGACUUCUAAACAUGGUGUUUUGUAAUGGUUACUAUGGAACAGAUUAUUUGUUGUUUGUUUAAUGCUUUGUUUCCUUGUUUAGUCUGAAUCACUCUAUAUGACUGAGGUUAGAUGGAUGUAACGCCUGUGUGUGUGUGUGUGUCUGAAACGCCGGAAAAUUCAUUCAAAUUUUAAAUUCAAUUCAAAUUCAUGCAUUUCUGAUCUCCUCACUGUGACCUGCUCUAUUGAUAAGAGUGUUGAGAUGAGUGUGUGACAUGACUGGGUGCAUAUGUGUGUAUGUGUGUGUGUGUGUGUGUGUGUGUGUGUGUGUGUGUGUGUGAGUGUGUGAGACAGAUGAAGAGAGAGAGAUAAACAAAAAAAAGUGAUGCAGUGGACCGUGUAAAGCUAGAUAAACAAUUCUCACCACCACUUAACAAUCAAAAAAUGCAUUUCAGAUAAACACUUUUUUCCACUUUAAAGAUCCAAUCUUCAUAUGGUUUAUAUCCCUCAUCAGGCUGAAUAUGUUUACAUAUAUAAAACAAAAGUAGACAUAUUCUCAAGGUCAAAUCACAAACUUAUGCUUGCCUAAAACCAAGGUGAAACAUUUUAAAAAAGAGAUAAAACAGUCCACUACAUCCCUGAAUAGAAUGACUUAGAGAGUGUGUAUGGGUGUGUGCGUAUGCAUGUAUGUGCAUGCAUGUGUGUGUCACUGUCCCAUGCCGGCCAGGCGGCCGUGUGUGCCACCAUGCUAUGUGACUGCACAGCCGUAUCAAUAAAUCUGGACUCA
Molecule: messenger RNA, 6402 nt
Organism: Thunnus maccoyii (southern bluefin tuna)
Lineage: Eukaryota; Metazoa; Chordata; Actinopteri; Scombriformes; Scombridae
Gene: pde1cb
Product: phosphodiesterase 1C, calmodulin-dependent b
Exons: 18
Coding region: 526-2754 (742 amino acids)
Biological process (GO): signal transduction
Molecular function (GO): 3',5'-cyclic-nucleotide phosphodiesterase activity
Source: RefSeq, a predicted model, not a curated record